AUGAUCAAAGUAAUUGUUAUGAUCGCCUUUAUGGCUUUCGCAGCUACAGCUACUUCUGAUCAGGAUGGUUCAGCGGCCGUAGAUUCGAAGCAUACACCUAACAUUAGCAUCCAGGUUAAUCUCGUGCUCCGAGUGCUCUUUGCUAUCAUUGGCACUGGGCUAUGUUGGCCACCGCUUCGAGCUCUAUGGCGCUAUGGUGACCUUCCAGGGGCAACACUCAUCAUAGUCGUAGGGAUGAUGAACACUUUCACUGUCUUCAAUGCCAUGAUUUGGAGCAACGAUAACUGGGACGACUGGUGGGACGGAGUUGGGUAUUGUGACCUACAAGUAUAUUUGUCGACACCGAUGAAGACCAUCUACGCGGCUACUAUCUUUGUAACCGUCUAUGAGUUGUCGAAGAAAUUUGAUGUUACCAGAGCAAUCAUACUGAACUCCCGACAGGACCGAAAGCGAGAAUGGAAACAAGCUCUUAUCAUCUUCCUGGUUCCGCUCAUUCAGUUGGUCAUGACGUACUUUACUAUAUCACAGCGGUACAAGGUCGGCACCCUUAUCGGGUGUAUCGCUGAGUAUGACAACAAUUGGCCCAGGACUAUAGUAUUCGAUGUGCCGAUCCCAAUCUUUGUGGUCUUGUCUAUACCCUUCACCUUUUGGGCCUAUCUACGCUAUAGAAGAUACUCUAGAGACACUCAACUAGCAAUCGGGUCCAACAACCUGGCAAUAGCUCGACGUAUUCGGCUCCGUCGUCGUCUAUACAACGUCACAGCAUCAAUCAUGCUUAUAUAUGCCCCGGUAUCCUUAUUCUUACUAGCCAAGAACAUUGAAAAUGCAGUCAAAUCACCACCCUCGGCGUAUGACUUCCACCGUAUACACGACGACGCAGACCCAUACCCAUGGGACUCUGUUACAUUUGUACCGUCGUGGAACAUAGAGUGGCUCGAGAUGAACCAACCGUGGUUCGCGAUUUUGACGACCGUGACUAUCAUUGGUUUCUUCGGCACGAGCGAAGAUUGCUCCCCCGUAUACCGUGGCUAUAUGACAUGGCUGGGUUUAGGACGGUGCCUCCCGCGUCCCCGACAGCAGGUGGUUUCUCAUAAUGUUCCUCACUAUAUUGAUGACCCUGAAGACUUACUCCGUAACGGGAUCGAGCUCGUGGAAAUGGGCGGCGGAAAUGGGGGGGCGGCAGAACGCAGAAUGCCUCCUGAUCCCUAUCAAAUCUCGGGCUCAGAUUCCGAUACCAAUGAAAUUCUAUCUCCGCGUCGGCCAGUGACACCGCAGCAGCCGCCGGCGCUGCCCUCAGAGUCUUCAUCAUCGCCACCAUCCCUGUCACAGUUCCCAAUGCCCCCGUUACAACGACCAUUGCCUAUGCCUAUAGAUCGAUUGGAUAGCAUACGAAGGAACAUAAACAUGCCAGGAAGCCCCCUAGAGCGCGUCAUUAUCGAAGCUCUCAUCCCGGAACGACGCUCAUCACUACAGGGACAGCAACCCUCCGCAUCUUUCCGUGCGCCAGUAAGCAGACACCCGCGCGUACCUUACAGCUAUCUCACGAAUUUUCAUCGAGACGACUCGCCCGUCGCCGGCCCAUCUCGCUCCCACGCCCGCACUCACUCCGAGCGUUCCGACUCGCAACCCAUCCUAUCAGCAACCGCCGAGCACGGCUCAGACUCUCCUCGCACAGCCACACCCGCGCGCCGCCAGAUACCGCAGGAGGCCGUGCAGCCACGAGAGCUACUCGAAGACCAGCCAAGCUGGAGCGGACCCCGACGACUUACGAGUCAAAACGUCGUCUGGCCAUUCUUCUCCAGCACCGGGUCGACGGCCUCGAUCGCCCGCCCGCGAGAAACCGCCAAUGCCAUUGCUGCGGCCAACGAGAGCCCGGUCCGUUCGACCGACAACAACUUCGUCCGCGUGCAGAUCACCGGAGCCUUCUCUCCGUCCUUGCCGUCGCCGCCUCCCCCCGCCGAGCAGCGAGGACGAGGCCGAAGAAUCCCGCGAGAGCUGCUGAACCGAGUCGGACGAAACACUUCCAGGAACGGAAACGGAAACGGUAGCGGUAACUAA
Messenger RNA from Daldinia childiae, 2058 nucleotides. RefSeq names its product pheromone receptor. The record is from RefSeq and is a predicted model, not a curated record. The coding region runs from base 1 to 2058 and encodes 685 amino acids. The transcript has 3 exons. Lineage: Eukaryota; Fungi; Ascomycota; Sordariomycetes; Xylariales; Hypoxylaceae. Gene Ontology annotation, biological process: G protein-coupled receptor signaling pathway. Gene Ontology annotation, molecular function: mating-type factor pheromone receptor activity. Gene Ontology annotation, cellular component: membrane.